Messenger RNA from Lotus japonicus, 863 nucleotides. Its product is annotated as 3'-5' exonuclease-like. The record is from RefSeq and is a predicted model, not a curated record. The coding region runs from base 185 to 805 and encodes 206 amino acids. Gene Ontology annotation, cellular component: nucleus; cytoplasm. Gene Ontology annotation, biological process: nucleobase-containing compound metabolic process. Gene Ontology annotation, molecular function: nucleic acid binding; 3'-5' exonuclease activity. Lineage: Eukaryota; Viridiplantae; Streptophyta; Magnoliopsida; Fabales; Fabaceae. The transcript has a single exon.
ACUACAAUUUUUAAUAUUACUCGAAUUGGUUUUUUUUUCCUUUUAAUUUCCAUUUUCCAUCUCCCUGGCCUUUCCAUUAUCAAAAGAGGAGUGCUCAAAUAGAUUAUAAAAUGUCAAGUUUGAGAAAUUAAAAUCACAACAACAAACUACACUAGCUGAUCAUCAAUCAAAACCCAUCAUCAACAUGCAGCAAAACUACAACCCCAAUGGCUACAUGGAGCACGCCGUCACCUUCAACACCCACACCAUCCAAACCCUCUUCACCUCAGAUCCCUCCCACGUCGACUCCUGGCUCUCCGAAACCACCCGCCACCGCAACAACAAACUCCCCUUCAUCGUCGGUCUCGACAUCGAGUGGCGCCCCAACACCCAAGCCUUCAAGAACAACCCCGUCGCCCUCCUCCAACUCUGCGUCGACCACCGCUGCCUCGUCUUCCAAAUCAUCCACGCACCCUCCAUCCCUGACUCUCUGUCUUCCUUCCUCUCCAACCCCCAACACACGUUUGUAGGCGUUGGGAUCCAGGGUGACGUCGAUAAGCUUCUCAAGGACCGGUCCUUCACGGUGGCCAAUGCCGUCGACCUCCGCACGCUCGCCGCUGAGGUGUACGGUGAUCCGGAGAUGAUGAAGGCUGGGUUGAAGGCGUUGACGCAGCGUGUGCUUGGUAUGAAUGUUGAGAAGCCGAAGAAGAUAUCGACGAGCAAGUGGGAUGAUCGUUACCUGAGUGUGGAGCAGGUUCAGUAUGCGGCUAUUGAUGCCUUUGUUUCCUUUGAGAUUGGACGCUGCAUCUAUUCUAUUAGGUCUUGAUUCGUUGUUCUCUGUAUCUGGUGUUGUCUUUGGGAUUAAUUAGUUUUGGUUUGUUUUC